Molecule: messenger RNA, 2066 nt
Organism: Cyprinodon tularosa
Lineage: Eukaryota; Metazoa; Chordata; Actinopteri; Cyprinodontiformes; Cyprinodontidae
Gene: ca5a
Product: carbonic anhydrase Va
Exons: 8
Coding region: 298-1215 (305 amino acids)
Cellular component (GO): mitochondrion; cytoplasm
Molecular function (GO): zinc ion binding; carbonate dehydratase activity
Source: RefSeq, a predicted model, not a curated record
GCUAACGCCCCUCAGAGGAGGCCUCUGAUUGGUCAGAUUCCAAGCCCCCCCUGCCACUGUACCCGACUGUUCCAGUGAACCACCGAGGGUCUAUUUCAGCCGUACGCGGCGAACCGCGCGAUAAAAGCUGCUAAAAACGAAGGUGUGCAGAAGGAUACAGAGGAAGAAGCAGCAGCCGUCCGAUACAUUGUUUUGCUAACUUCGGAGUUUUAACAGCUAGCCGGGUCUUCUCUUACCGAAAGCCGAUACAAUAUUUAAAACGUUUUAUGUGAAGCGGGCAUCUUCAGCAGGAGGAAAAUGGUCACUUUCUCUGCAGCGAUUAGACCUCUGGUCUCUCAUCUUCAGCGACAUCUCAGACACGUCAGGAGUCCCAGGAUAACUCCUGUCCGACAGUGCAACCUCACAGCAUGCUCCAGCAAAUAUGUGCUGUCUCAGAUGCAUCCCAUGUGGCAGGGACCCCUCGUGGUACCAGGAGGCGAUCAUCAGUCUCCCAUCGAUAUUGCAGUGAGAAAAACGGUCUUUGAUUCGGAGCUGAAACCUCUGGUGACGAGCUACGACCCAGAGACCUGCCAGCAAAUCUGGAAUAAUGGUUAUUCCUUUCUGGUCGAAUAUGACGACACCACAAACAAGAACACACUGAAGGGGGGUCCCUUACGGGACGAGUUUAGGCUGUGUCAGUUCCAUUUCCACUGGGGUGAGACCAACGACUGGGGUUCAGAGCACACUGUGGACCGAAGGCUGUUUCCUGCAGAGCUCCACUUGGUCCACUGGAACUCUGACAGGUACUCUCUGUUCGAGGAGGCGGUGAUGGAGAAAAACGGACUCGCCGUCAUAGGAAUUUUUCUGAAGGUGGGAAAAAGACACGAGGGGCUGCAGAAGCUGGUCGACGCUCUUCCAAGUAUCAGACACAAGGACAGCGUUGUAGAGUUCAGGCGGUUCGAUCCAGGUUGUCUGCUGCCGUCCAACAUCGAUGACUACUGGACAUACCACGGCUCUCUGACCACGCCUCCUCUGACUGAAUCUGUCACCUGGAUCGUCAUGAAGCAGCACAUAGAAGUCAGCCAUGACCAGCUGGCGGUCUUCAGGAGCCUCCUGUUCACCUCAGCUGAGGAGGACGUUCAGAAGAGCAUGGUGAAUAACUUCCGGGUGCAGCAGCCUCUGCGGGGUCGCACCGUCCGCUCCUCCUUUACUCCGUUCCUGCAGGAGGCGCCGUAAGCUAGAGACGACAAGCAGAGCCUUCAAUGCUGCUGGACUGAUUAACAACAUGCUGGUGCUUAACAGGACUAAGGAAACUUUUAAUGUUCAGCUGCCUCUGAGAGCUUCAUGCUGUUUUUAUUCAAGUACAAUCAUCAUAUGUUUUAUUUUGAUAAUGAACAGUUUUACACAUGAUGAAAGAAAACCUUUUUAGAGAUUUAUCUUUGCUCAGUUUUUGGUUUGACCGUUUCACAGCAGUUAUCAAUAAGGGAAUAAGGGUCACCAAAGGGGGUUCAAUUCACUAAAAACAUAUGAAUUUUAUUACCUUAAGUUUUAUUUAAUAUACACUUUGUUGGGUUUGUUUCAGCCUCCACUUGGAGUCAAAUUGAGCUGCAGCUGGUCUGAGCUGCUGUCUGUUUACAGUGAAAUGCCCUGGAGAUUUUUACAAAUAACUUUUACAGAAAUGUGCAUAAUUAUCAAAACAAACAAUUGUUUUACUGGAUGUUUUCUUCCAUCUGUUACAAAGAGAUUAUACUGAAUACGUAUGAAAUUAAUUUUCAACAACCUUUUUUGUUUUUUUUAACCUUUCUCAGCCUUUGUUACUAAGACGCACAAACAUGUAAAGUUACAGCAGCAUAAGCACAUAAUAGGAAAACACUGAGGAGGAGAUGUACGGGGGAACAGGGUAUGCAAUGCUACACGACUUACAGACUGACAGUGAUGCUUUGCCUUGAACAGAAGAAAAGGAGUGAUGAUGCCUUCUUCUACCUUCAUCUACCUUUAGUUCAUCUACCAUUAGAAUAGGUAGAUGAACUCCACAGGGGCCACAGCAGGUUGUGUUUGGUUGUUUUUUUAUCUAUUUACGCAUUAAA